Cyprinodon tularosa is the source of this 4116-nucleotide messenger RNA. RefSeq names its product ubiquitin-conjugating enzyme E2Q family-like 1 (gene ube2ql1). NCBI's taxonomy places the organism in Eukaryota, Metazoa, Chordata, Actinopteri, Cyprinodontiformes, Cyprinodontidae. The transcript is spliced from 3 exons. The record is from RefSeq and is a predicted model, not a curated record. The coding region runs from base 447 to 1283 and encodes 278 amino acids.
GCAUUAAAGCAGGAGCUGCUGCAGCUGCACACACAUCAAACUUCCUCCUCCCUCUCUUCCUACCUCCUCCUCUUCAUCACUGCAGCUCUCUCAGACAGCAGGUCCACUGGAUGGUAGAGCCUUUUCUUCUUCAUAGACACACAGACAGACGCGCGCACUGGAUCGCUGCUCGGGCUGCGGGACUGGAAGCUGGACGCAUUGUGCGCAUUUCCACAGACCUCGAUGAACCGUGUGGAGGCGAUGCGCUGAGGCGCACACGGCCCAGGCUCUCCGGUUGCGCGCUCAUCCAGCUAACGGAGAGGGGGUGGACUGCGGUAUAAAGGAGGCAGGGGAAGAAAAAAAUAAAAGGUUCCUGAUCCAUAAAGGUUGUGUCUGAGUCAAAAGGAGCGCGUCUCCCCCCCCUGAUCAGGGGGCGAUCAGCGGAGAGGUAAAAGUAUAUCCAAACGAUGGCCACGUUACUGCGGAAGAUCGGUCUGAUCCGCCUGCACGACCGAGACACGGAGGACCCGAAGCACCACCAGGGCUCGCUAAAGGGGACUAAAGGGAACCAGAAGAACAACGCCAAUAAACACUGUCAAACCGCCAACGAGACCAACCUGCUGAGCACCCCGGAGAUCAAGGCGAGGAAGCUGGACCAGCACGGCAAGGACAAGCCGGCUGGCAAAGACAAGCAGGGCAAGGAUGGGAAGGAGAAGCAGCAGACCGGGGGGAGCGGGAGCAAAGCCCCCAGCGCCUCCUCCCUGCCCCCGCCGGCGCCUCACCGGCAGCACUGCACCCAGGUGAGGACGCGGCGGCUGAUGAAGGAGCUGCAGGAGAUCCGGAGGUUAGGGGACCACUUCAUCACGGUGGAGCUGGUGGAGGACAACCUGUUCGACUGGAACGUCAAGCUGCACCAGGUGGACAAGGACUCGGCGCUGUGGCAGGACAUGAAGGAGACCAGCACCGAGUUCAUCCUGCUCAACGUCACCUUCCCCGACAAUUUCCCCUUCUCGCCGCCCUUCAUGCGGGUCCUCACGCCGCGGCUGGAGAACGGCUACGUGUUGGACGGAGGGGCCAUCUGCAUGGAGCUGUUGACCCCCAGAGGCUGGUCCAGUGCCUACACGGUGGAGGCGGUCAUGAGGCAGUUUGCUGCCAGCCUUGUAAAAGGACAGGGCCGUAUUUGCAGGAAAGCAGGAAAGUCCAAGAAAGCUUUCAGUCGUAAAGAAGCUGAGGCCACAUUCAAGUCCCUGGUGAAAACCCACGAGAAGUACGGCUGGGUGUCCCCGCCCAUUUCCGACGGCUAGGUGUCCAGCUGCCAUCGCUCCAACACCUGUCCUAGCCAGAGGGGGAAAGAAAAAAAAAAAACAACAAAACGAAACGAGCUACCCUCUACGUGCAAAACAACACACCACGCUAACUCAAAAGUAUCGCAUUUUCACUUUUGGCUGUUUCACUCAAGAUAUUUUUUUUUUCAUUGUUUUUGUCACCACACAACUACAGAAAUGACAUUUGUUGUUUUCGUUUUUGGUGGUGCGGGGAGUUCAUUUUUUUGUUUUUUGAUUUCUUCACCUUCUUGCCAAGGGAUUCUUUCUCGUGGUGUAGAAGAGCGAGAGGAGCGUGUUUGUGUAUGAAUGUUACCUCAUAAGAGAUCAGCUGGGAAUGUGUGUCACUACAACUGGAAUUAUUGUUGGUCUGUUCUUUCUUUUUUUUUUUUUUUUUUAGCAAACGCCAAUGUACGUACACUCAGACAAAUUGGAUAUGCGAACUUUUUUUCCACCCAUGUUAAAGACUACUGAAUGAAGAAGACUCAUCUUUCUCACCAGUCGCACUAAACCGGCUACAUUCAACCAUUUGUGCAGCUCUCGGGUCAUUUAAAUACAAAUGAAGCUGUUAAUGUUUAAUAGUAGGGCAGCACAGUGGCAUUUAUACUCACUCACUCGUUCUCUAUUUCGUUUUUUUUUUCCCUUAGCUUUUGACUGUGCCGUUGCUCACGGUUCAAUGCAACAUGAAGAUUGUAAUUUACACGGAGCUGUGCUCUUACUCUUUCUUCUUUGACUCGCUUUGUUUCUCUUUUUCCUUCUCUUGUGGCUAAACUUAGAGCUCAGUGUUGCUUAGAUGGAUAAAAAAAAAAAGUCACAAGUUGCUUUAUGGAGAAAUUCUGUAUGAUAAACAUAAUGACAGUCACCUUCUUCUGUUCUCUCUACACUCUCAUGUCAGCUUGUCUGUAUGAGGGGAACAAAGCUAUUAAUUCCCAUGAUUUAGAUACCAGAUGGACGCGCUGAAGGCCGGGCCUCAGUGUCUGCGUGUUUAUAACGAACCAACCCUUUAAACGAUGAAACAUGUGGCUAACUGUGAAUGACACCAUGACCUGAAGGGAGUGCUGUUUCUUUAGCUACCUGCUUAAAGAAAUGACAAUAUCUGCGUCAUUCCUUUAAACAGGAUUGCAUUUGUAACUGUAUGUCUCUUUAGCUGCAGACACACACAGGUUUGACUUCACAGAGAUGCCAACACCCCCAAAUGUGAGCUGGAGUGCUGCUUUAAAUGAAGGCUUUAGAGAACUCCUGAUUGAUGCAGCAUGGGGAAAAGGACGAUGUGACAGGGAAGAAGGAGGAUAGGGAGAAUAGGGAACGCCUUGAUCACUGCAGCCUCCUCUUGAGAAAAUGUCAGCUGGCUUUGCAAAACUGAUGAGCAGCGGGUUUUAUUUGCUGUACCUGUAGUUUGAGUAUUUGAGUUCCAACCUUUGAAAGGAGAUUCUAGAUGUCGAAAAUCAAGCGUACAGCCAACAUUAUCAGUCAUCGGCUCUCUGGGCGGAGUGUCUGUCUGUCCGGUCCAGUUUGUUUUGCUACAACCCAGGUAAAUGUCAGAGGAAACGCUGUUAAUUGGUCUGACAUUUCCGCAGAACGUCAUUAGAAAAGAGCAGGAGGAUGGAGGACGUGGAGGCCUCCCGCUCAGCUUUGACAUAUCGUCGCUAGCCUCUGCCAGCCGAGCGAGGCAGUUCUGUCCGUAAUCCCUUUUUUUUUUAAUCUUUUUAAUUUAGCUUAGUGGUGCGUCCAAUUUUAAAUUCCUGUGAAGAAACAAGCCUGUUAAAUUCCUUUUAAUGUAAAAAAAAAAAUGGCAACAGAGACAGAAAGGCAACAAACCAUCUGGUAUGUGAUCAUGUUUAAAAGCGUGCUAGUGCUUCUUUGAGUUUGGCUCAUUUCAGGUUCAAACAUCAGCGGAAAACUGUAAUCUGAAUAAUCGUUAUGACUGAAUAUCUUUAAAGCUGAGUGUUUGCUGGUUCCAAGACAAACCUUUUUUGUGACAUAGUUUAGACUUGGUAGUUUGCAGAAACUAACUGGGUGAACUGACUAUUUGUAAUAUAUCUGCAUGUGAUACGUGAUUGGUAGCUAGCGACUGUAUAUCGUUGUUUUUUUUUCAAGAAAAGCAAGAAAAACAGAGAAAACAAAAGUGCAAAUGCUUCUCUCUUCCUUUUUUUUAUUUAUAUUAAUACAGUUUGUUUGUUUUUUUAGUCCUGUACUGUUUGGACCUUCUCAUUCUUUCUAAAUGUCCUGAAAACAAAUGUCACAUUGUGUUAUAUGAAUGUUUGUGUUUUUAUUUAUUUGUGGUUUGCCAAAACGAUGAUUUGAAGCAUGUUGCAGGGACUGUCACCAGAAAAUGAGAAGAAACAAAAAAAAAAGUAAACAAAAAAAAAGAUAGCUUCUGUAUUUAUGUGAUGGGAGAAGGUGUGUUUUGAUUGGGGAAGUGGUUACAGGGCGCAAAGACUUUAAAUUAUAAAAAAUAUGGCUUUGUUGGAGUGCAACACAUCCUCUCACUCCUGGGAAUACUUUCUUGUCCUGUUAGUAAUUUAACUGCUGUCCCUUCCCCAAUGGUCCUAAUCUAUACACUAAUUUGGCUCGAGGGUAAUGCAGUCAACACAGCCUGGACAUUAUGCGCUCUGUGUAACAGAUCGUGGAUCAGUUUGGACUCCCUCUGCUUCAAAUCUAACUUCUCAAGGGAAUCCGACCUGGGAUUAGUUACUUUGAGCAACUUUGUCCGAUUCCCGGCCAGAGUGUUUGGGAGACCGAAGUCUUAAAGGGUUCAAAAGGUGAAAGGUCGUUGCAAGACGAAUGUGCAAUAAAAAUGACAUCUUACUGAAAA